AUGCAGGCGCCAACGCUAACCAGUAGGCUGCGCGACGUCGCCGCGUCCGCGCACGCUGCUCAUGAGGAAGAACCCCUCUGUGGUUCGAAACUAGUAGAGCUUUUCUCAAUUACAAACAUCGGCAAACGAGCAUACGAAUUACCUGAUGGUAAGCAAUCAGCGCCACCCAUGGACAACCGCAACACCAAUGAAGUAACGAUUGGGACAUAUGCAACUCACUGCGACGAGGCGACCACAGCACGAGUCGCUGAGGGCAACUUCGGACAGUCCGAAGUGUUCAACUGGCUCGGAAUACUUAAAGUACACUUACAUGAAGGCAAAAAAUGGAGGACGGCACUGACUGGGAUCGUGCUUGUAACAAGUAAGCAUGCAAUAGCCAACGCUGACGACAUCGUUAAGAUUCCUCAACAUGUCUUUGAGACAGACACCAAGGCAAUCUUCAUGCCUGGGAAGGGCACUGAGUGGGUGGCCACGCCCAAGUCCUACUCCACGCACCCGGAGUAUGAGUAUACCACCGUCAACACCAUCGCCAUCAUCGAGCUAGAUGUCGACGAUGUGCUGAACUUUCCGUUGAAUCCAAUAUGUCUCCCGAGCGUAUCGUUCAAAUCGUCUGAUAACUUGUACAUCACUGGGUUCACAGAUGAAAACCAGAUAUUGGAGAAAGUCAUCUAUAAGAUACAAUAUCUUGAAAAGGACGUUUGCGAUGAGUUCUACAACAGAGCUGGAUUAUCAACUGCAAAAAGUCAGCCUGCUUCAUACAUGUGCGGGUACUCGCCACGCAAAGCCUCCACUCACUGUGUCUGGGACAACGGCAUGGCGCUCGUCUCCAACGCCAGCGGCGGCAUCUUCUACCUGAUCGGUUUCGGUGUGCGCGGACCAGGCUGCGCCGCACCAGCACGGUUCAUUGACCUGUCCUCCUACUUGCCCUGGAUUACUUCCACCACCAGCGAGGCGGGGGAGAUCUUAUUAGACUUAACCGGCUUCAGGCGCACCAUAGACGAUCACAAACAAAACUAA
Spodoptera exigua (beet armyworm) is the source of this 1017-nucleotide messenger RNA. The record is from the annotation of a GenBank genome assembly. NCBI's taxonomy places the organism in Eukaryota, Metazoa, Arthropoda, Insecta, Lepidoptera, Noctuidae.